ACGGUGGCGAAGGUGGCUGUGUAGUCGCCAAUAGCAUUUUGUUUCCAAGGGCUGAACAAGGUGUACAAGCACGGACCGCACGGACAGAAGGGUUGCGACAGGUUAAGGAGAAGGAGUUUGCGUUGUGAACUACAUAUCUUACAAAUUUGAACGUGGAAUGUCUGCUGGGUCGAAGCAGGGAAGUGGUGAUUGUGAUGGAAAUAUGAACAACGCUAAUAAUUCGAGAAUAAUGGGUGCACUUCAGUAUCCUACAGAGGAAGAAAGGAAUGUGACAUUACAGACGAAUCAAACAAGGCAACCACACAGUUUGCAGGAUCUGCUUAGGUUUAGUAUUGGGGCAACCACAACGGGACACAAUGCGUCAAGUUCACAGAACGUACCCGGCCCGAUGGACGAGGAGAGGAAAUCCUUUUUGGAAAAGAUUUUGAAAUCAGUGACUGUUGAUGUAAUUGAGAUAUUGCUGAGUGCUGUUGAUGUCUUGAAGACAGCUGGAAACCUUGAAUUAGAAGAUGACCCCACAGAAAGUGAAGAAGCGCUGGAACAGAUAGCUAAUUAUGUAGACAGCAUUGAUACUGCUAACGAUUUCCACAAGAUUGGAGGGUUCUGCAUUUUUCGUCCGUGCUUGGACUCAGCCCAUGGCAGUUUGCGAUGGAGAGCAGCAGAAAUUAUUGCUGAAUUGACACAGAAUAAUCCGUAUUGCCAGGAGAGAGUUUUAGAAGCUGGUCUGUUACCUGUACUUCUCUCUCUAGUUGAUGUAGAUCACAGUCAGCAGGUUCGGAUAAAGGCACUGUAUGCCCUUUCAUGUCUAAUUAGGGAAAAUAACCGUGCACAGGAAGAAUUCAGUCAACAAGGAGGUUACCCUGUUCUGCUUCGAGCCAUGCAAAGUCAUGUUGAAAAACUGCAGAUCAAAUCAGCAUUUCUUCUGACAUACAUUUGUCAUCACCAGCCUGCUGUCAAAGAUGAAUUGUUUAAGAUGGGUUUUGUGGAGCAGCUGGUGGGGUUGGUGAGUGAGGACUGCCAGCCAGCUUUGGAGCACUUGCUGUCAGCAUUACAAGCCCUAGUCACUGAUCAUGCACCAUCUCUGAAUGAAUGUCGCCAGCCACAUCUGCAGCUACGGUCUACUCUCUGUAAAUUCUUGGAGCAAAGCCAAGGAAAGGAGGAUCGACAAGAGGAACAUGAGUAUACCAAGAAUCUUUUAAGGAUAAUUUUCAGUGGAGAAGCUGAAGAAGAAAGGUAGAAUAGAUUUUAUGUAUGAAACGUGACAUAAUCUGCUUUGUUCAGAGUGAUGAUAAUUCAAGUUUCUCCAGCUGUAAUUGUAGUUCAGAUCAUCUGAACCAGUACUGUGGCUACAGUAAUAACAAAUCGGAUGCUUUUGUUAACCCUGUACAUUGAGUUAAAAAAUUAUAAUUCUCUUGUAGAGAAAUAAAGAAAAGAAUGGUCAUCAGUGAUCAUUCAAAUUUUGAUAGUGCUUAAAGAUCUACUAGCUUUUCUUUCUUUCUUUCUUUCUUUCUUUCUUUCUUCUUCCUUUCAUUCAUUCUUUCCUACUUUCUUUCUUUUAUGUAAGUAUAAAUGUUUCAUUGUUUUAACACCACUUUCAUUUGUAUAUUGUGUUCUUUAAUCUUUAUUUGAUAAAAUUAUGUUUUUAGGAAAUUAAAGUGUCUUUGUGUUUUUGUUACAAAGAAUGCCUUAAAUGAUUGAAAGCAGUGUUAGGUUUUGUAUACAUGCAUAUUUAUGUUUAGAGAAACGUAAACUCAAGAACAAUGUAUUUCCCCAUUUAAAGCAUUAAGAAAGUGUAUAGGAAUGUGCAUCAAUAAAGCCUGCUGAAACAAAUUGAACUUUUGAUAAUAAUCUUGUGCAGUGGAAGUCUCUUGUAAUAACAGCUAUUAACAGUGAAGAAUUUGUGUUGUUAUAAAUGCCUGUUAUAGGAUGUUUAGAAGAGAGAAAUGUAGAAACUGUUCGAACAUCAAUCACAAGUAUUUAUAGUCAUUUCAUUGUAGCUGAUGAAAAUGCAGGAUUUAUGAGGGAGUUAACUAUUGUUCUGUAAUAUCGUAGCUAUUAUAUCAUAAGUCAGUACACAAAAGAUGAAGUGUCUUGGUAAUUAAAUAGCAGUGUUUUUUCUUA
Messenger RNA from Cryptotermes secundus, 2121 nucleotides. RefSeq names its product hsp70-binding protein 1. NCBI's taxonomy places the organism in Eukaryota, Metazoa, Arthropoda, Insecta, Blattodea, Kalotermitidae. Bases 158 to 1237 code for a protein of 359 amino acids. The record is from RefSeq and is a predicted model, not a curated record. Gene Ontology annotation, molecular function: protein binding. The transcript has 6 exons.